This is a messenger RNA of Kuraishia capsulata CBS 1993, 2556 nucleotides long. RefSeq lists its product as uncharacterized. Gene Ontology annotation, cellular component: nucleus. Gene Ontology annotation, molecular function: transcription cis-regulatory region binding; zinc ion binding; DNA-binding transcription factor activity, RNA polymerase II-specific. Gene Ontology annotation, biological process: DNA-templated transcription; regulation of DNA-templated transcription. The coding region runs from base 1 to 2556 and encodes 851 amino acids. Lineage: Eukaryota; Fungi; Ascomycota; Pichiomycetes; Pichiales; Pichiaceae. The transcript has a single exon. The record is from RefSeq and is a predicted model, not a curated record.
AUGAAUAUGACACCAGCAUUAUCGCAACCGUCCCAAAACGGGAAGAACGGCUAUACCGCUUCGACCUUCGUGAAAAUUGAAGAAGCACCCGAGUCGUUACCGAAACCAGCCGAAGAGCAUUGGAAUCCCGAAACACACGCUCUCAAGAGAAAGCCCUCCGUUUUGGAGCAGAAACCGAAGAAACGAAACUCCAGUGCCAGUCUUGCCGGUUCCAAGGAGGACCCCCACUCUUUGGGCCAUAGAACCGUCACUUCUUGCACGCAUUGCAGACAGCACAAGAUCAAGUGUAAUGCAUCCGAAAAGUACCCAGAUCCUUGCUCCCGGUGUGAACGGAUGGAGCUGGGUUGCGAGAUUGAUCCUCUAUUCAGGCCCAAGAAGGGCUCCCAGAUCCAGUCGCUAAAGAACGAUGUUGACGAACUGCGAUCCAAGAUUGAGUUUUUGACCCGCAACGAAAGUCUCAUUUCUCAGGCGUUGGCCGUAACUUCUCCCUCCGGUGAAAAAUCUGUUACCAACACUUCGGGUGUGGAUGAUAAGCCCAAGGUGGCUACUACGGCCUUGCAUAGAGACCCUCCAUUGCUGAACACUGUCCCCGAUGUAACUAUCGAUGAGUUCAUACUCGGCGACGUCAGACUGCCAUAUGAAAAGGCUGCGGAGCUCCACCAGCGAUUCAUGACAAAUUACCUACCUUACUUGCCGAUACUCUCCUCUGAAAACUGCACUGAAUUGUACCAGCAAUCGCAGUUUCUGUUCUGGACUGUUAUGCUGACCGCAUGUCUUUCAGAUCCCGAACCGUCUUUGUACACUUCGUUGGCCUCAUUGAUCAAGCAACUGGCCAUUGAGACAUGUUGGAUUCGGACCCCAAGAUCCACACACAUCGUUCAGGCGUUGUUGAUCUUAGGUACCUGGCCCUUGCCUAACCAAAAAGUCCUGGAUGAUUGCUCCUAUAGAUUCGUCGGUCUGGCCAAGAACUUGUCCCUUCAACUCGGAUUGCAUCGAGGAAAGUUCAUUGGUGAGUUCUCCAGAACCCAGGUGGCACUCCCCAAUGCUGAACUAUGGAGAACCAGAGCAUGGCUUGCUGUGUUUUUCAGCGAACAGUUUUGGUCUUCCAACCUCGGACUCCCUCCCUCUUUGCAGACAGACUUCUUGCUGGAAAGUGCGCGUAUUGAUUACAGUCUGCCCAAGAAUUUCAGGUGUCUGAUCAGUUUGGCAAUUUUCCAGUCCAAGCUCGUGAGUGUGAUGGGUUUGAGUGUAACCAGUCCCGAUGGUCUAAUGGAACCCAAGAAUAGAGCAGGUGCAUUGGCGAUCCUGGAAAGAGAACUCGAAAGACUGGCUUUCAAACUACAGAUUGAUGAGCCUUCGGUCGAAAUAUACUACCUCUAUGUCCAACUGAUGGUGUGCUGCUUUUCGUUUCUUCCACAAACACCCAGCGAAGACCAAACCAAGUAUGUCACGCAGGCGUAUUUGGCCGCAACCAGGAUUGUGACUAUCAUUUCCAAAUUACUGGAAAAAAGGCAAUUGAGUGAGUAUCCUAUGUAUGUCCGCCAAUCUGCUUCUUUUGCUGCUCUGGUUCUAUUCAGACUCCACUUAACUCCAUUCCUAUUACCAAGAUACAUUGAUUCUGCUAGACAGAGUAUUGUUACGGUGCACCGUCUCUACAGAAAUAUGCUUGGCGCCUGGAAAGACGUUGAAAAUGACAUAUCGAGAACAGCAACCGUCUUGGAGAAGCUGAACUUUGUUAUCCUUACCCAUCCUGAGCUUUUCACCAAGACCGAUGGUAUAAUCAUGAGAAUGAGGUCCCAUCUCACUGGCUCAUUGUUCUAUGACUUGGUGUGGUGUAUCCACGAGGCAAGAAGAAGAGAACUGGCUAACGAAAAAAGCGAUGUCAAGUCCGAUAAGAACUCACCAAAGCCUUUACCUCUCCCAUUCUACAACCAAAUUACGAAAGAUGAUUUUAAGACGAUUACGACUACGACCCCCAAUGGUACGACAAUCACUACGCUGGUGCCUACUGACCAGGCUCUGAAUAAUGCCACUGCCUCUGCUACCGCCGCUGGACUGUCCAAACCAACAGAGAUCAAUGGUAUCCCGCUGGCCAUGCUCGAGGCAACAGGCAGCCUGCUUUCUGGAACUAGCAGGCAGCAAGGAUCUGCAGGUUGGCAGCCAAAUUCCAACGUCAAGUCAGAGUCCAAGAAGUUAAAGCCCAAGUCAGCACCAAGAGCCCUUGCGAGCGCAGCGUCUUCUACUCCGAAUGCUAGCAAAAAAAAGAUGAGAAAGAGUGUCGACGAAGUGGAUCAAAGUGUUCCAACCACUGUUCCAACAACCUCUCUCUUCGCCUCUGCUGCCACCAUGAACAAUCCGACCUCGCUCUCGCCUUCUACUGUUGGAACCAAUGAUAUGAGCCAAAGUGAUGGCACUCCGCAGUCCGAGAUUCUGAUUGAUUCUGCCAACGACCAAGUAUUUAUUGACAGCAUAUUCCAGCAGCAGAACGCAAAUUGGUCGGAGACAGGCGAUGACUUCCUGGGCUGGUUUGACACCAACAUGGCACCUGAGUUUUGA